GUGACGGUAACCGCCUUCCCAUUUCCGCCUGGCGGGCAGCACCGUAGAGUGGGUGCCAGCGGAGGUCCUCCCUCGCCCCGCCCGCGCAGGGGCUGGCCUUGCCUCACCCGCGCCUUUUUCCCCCCUGCACCGAGGCUCCGCUUCACCACUCGGGCACCGCAGGUAGGGCAGGAGGCUGGAGCGCCUGCUGCCCGCCGCCCGUAAAAUGGUCACCUCGGCUGGACAGCUCGCCCUGUUCGCGCUGGGUCUUUUGUUGGCUGUGUGCCAGGCUCUGGAGAACACCACCUCUGCCCUGAGUGCAGACCCGCCCAUGGCUGCCGCUGUGGUGUCCUAUUUUAAUGACUGCCCGGAUUCCCACAGUCAGUUUUGCUUCCAUGGAACCUGCAGGUUUUUGGUGCAGGAGGACAAGCCAGCAUGUGUCUGCCAUUCUGGGUAUGUUGGAGCGCGCUGUGAACACGCGGACCUCCUGGCUGUGGUGGCCUCCACCCAGAAGAAGCAGGCCAUCACCGCCUUAGUGGUGGUCUCCAUCGUGGCUGUGGCUGGCCUCAUCAUCACAUGUGUGCUGAUACACUGCUGCCAGGUCCGAAAACACUGUGAGUGGUGCCGGGCCCUCAUCUGCCGGCAUGAGAAGCCCAGUGCCCUCCUGAAAGGAAGGACUGCUUGCUGCCACUCAGAAACAGUAGUCUGAAGAGCCCAGAGGAGGAGUUCUCCAGGCAGACUGUGGCAGCCCUGAUGAAGAAAGGACUUCUUCAGGAUGGCCCAGCGAGGGAUGCCCGGGACAUGCAGGCAGACCUUCCUACUCUGCCUGCAAUCACCUGUGCAGCCUUUUUAUCUUUUGUGGGCCUUCCUUCAAAACUCUGUCAAGAACUCUGUCUGCUUGGGGUUAUUCGGUGUGACCUAGAAAAGAAAUCGGUGGACACAAUUUAAAAACUGGUCAAAAAAGAACUACAAAGGGUGGACUUCCUGUUUACCUAGAAUAAGGUGUGUGCAUUAGUCGGCGUCUGAGUGCAGGUGUGUGUAGUUGUCUUCUGUCAUUCAUGGAUGCCAGGCUGUGUUUCUUUUUAAUGGGCCUAUUUCUCCACAACAGUAUGCAUCUUUCCCAACACCAGAGAUUCCUAUAGUUGUUACAGUUUUUUCUCAUCCACUUAUUGGGGAAGAAGGUGGAGAAAGGGUAACUGCUUAUUGUUAUGUGAAGACGCCAAGUUUAAGAGGAGCUGUGUGUUGCCUCUUUCCACGAGACCUUCAACCAGCCUGUCAUCUUCCAUAGACAAAUGAAAUAGAGGACCUCCCAAUCAUCACUACCCUUGGACAUAAUUUAUUUAUUAGAUGGAUGAUGGUUUUAUUUUGAAUCGCUUAAGGUUAUGUAAAAAGCAUAAAACUCUUUCAGACUUCUACGUUAAUGAUAGAUGUAUUGCUGGCUGCAAGGUUAUUCUGAUUACAAAGGUCUGGCCUCUUUGGGACAGGUAAAGCUCAGGAAAGGCGACCCAGGAGGUACAGAGAUGGAAGCAGAGGAUGAGUUGCUGAUGGGAGCAAGGAUUGGGUUUCAGAGGUUGUGCCAUUUAAGACACAAAGCAGGUCAAUGCCCCCAGAUACAUUCCGGUGGAAAAGUUAACGAGUCCCUCAGCAUAGAUGGUCACUUCUGCCAGGAGAGAAAGGAAACGAGUGCCUGCGCGUGCGUUUACACAGGUUAAGCACAGUGCUUACUACACUGCUCCAUGGUUAAACAUUAACUUGCUAGUGAGCCCUCCGAGUGUCUCUUUAGAAACAGAACAUUAGCCGAGCCACAGGCAUUUGGGGCCACAUCCAUGAAAGGGGGACUGGUCAUUUAUUUUCCAUUUUGUCACUUGGUUGAUUUGUUGUUUUUUGAAAGAAAUUUAACUUUCCUAUUUAUUUUCAAGCGUGAGGAGAAAUAUUCCAGUGAUUUUUUUUUCUUUAUUUUUCAUUCGGGAUGCUGGUUUUCUUAACAAAAACUCUAGCAAGCCACUUCCACCAUAUGGGUCUCACUUUCCCCUCAGAGAAGGGAGGAAUUGUUCUCCUGGGCUCGGGGUACAUUCUGACCCACUGGCUUGCCUGUGGGAAACACUAGUUUCGUCCAACCAAACAGCAGGGAGCACAUCCCUAGGAAUUUUCAUUAAAAUUUGGAAACAGAAUGGCAACAAAAUAUAUAAACUCCUUCCUUGAGGGAACUCUUUUUUCACUAAUAUUGGGGAAAAUGAAAGAUUUCUAGCUAUUAACCCUUCAGUGCUAGAGCUCCUUGUAUCGUGAAAGUGACCUUUAAAAUAUGUCGAGUUGGCUUGAAAUUUCUAUCAGGUGAUUUUUGUCCUCCCAUAAUUUUUCUUCUCCAAUCUCUAUUUCAAUGAAUUUUCUCUUCCUUUCGUAUGAGACGAUUAUAUGACCCAUAUCUUAACUUCAGCACUUUUGUUGAAUCACGCUGCACCCAAAGCCACUAAGAGCAGAAAUGGGUUCUGUUCACCAGCUGGCUCCCUAACCAUGGAAUUGACACAGCUCCCAGGUUUUCAUUAUAAAAGAAAAUAGGUUUCAGUUUGCCUUUCUUGGGCCAGUCCUACAGAUAAUGGGGGCCCAGGCUGACUGUAGCAUCUCACUCAGAGAACAAUCCAAUCGACGCUGGUUUAUAGUUCCCAGUUUGCACUCACUUUUCCCAUCAGACUCUUCUGAAAGUCUGAGAUUCCAUCUUAAGAAAGGCUAAUGAAAGUGGAGUAGUAGUAUCGCUUGUUUUUAAAUUGAGGUCACGUUUUUACUUUAGGACAAUCUUUCCUCAGUCUUUUGGAGACUCUUUGAGGUCUGACUGCCUUAAACAGGCAUGAACUGAUGCAAAAAUGUUGUGGGGCCUUCUUCAUCUAGCGGAUGAAGGAUCAGUGUCCAGUCUUCAGGUACCCAAGGACCUUUGCCCAGGUGUGAGGGAGGUGUGGAUGGAACAGAGGGAACCCUCUUGGUUCCCUACGGGGACUUCAGAUUUAGAGUCUAAAUACUCUUGUCCUCAGACCCAGCAAGCCACAGCUGCCAAGGCCCCCUUCCUUGUGCCUGCACCACCAUGCACUGAACAGGCUUGAAUGUGUGCUUCCCUAGAAGCGCGCCUCACUCAGUCCUCUCGAAACCAGCAGGUCUGAAAAGAGUUGGAAACAGGCUGGGGUCAAGGCAGGCCUGGUGGGACCUUUGUCCCUGGCCCCAGGAUACGACAGCCUUGCUUCUUGGGUAGUUUCUCUUCUAGAAAUCAGAUGGCCCACAAGCUUUGGAUUCCUAUGCCAUUUCAUGGCAUUGGUACUUCUUUGGUUAGUUGUAAAAAUGCACCCUUUUCAGAUUAAAAAUGUGUCUCUAAUCCAUCUCUGCAGAUUCCCUAGGUUUACUUGCUUCUAAGAAAGCCAAAUGUUCAUGAUGAUUAGGGAAUCAUUCCCAAGACCUGACAAGCAGCCACACACCUGGGAGCGGGUAACAGUUGUUUCCCAAUGUCUGUCUCAGGAGACGUACCUAGAAAGGCUCCAUUUUUUAAAAAGGGGGGUGGGUGGGCAGGAGGUGCUUCCACAUCUUUUAUGGAGCCUGGAUUCUCCCACUGCUCUAUAGGCCAUGACUUCUUUAAGCAUACUGGCAGGAAACAUUUUCUUCUAAAUGUAAAGAUAUAUAGCAGCCGAUCCUGAUCUGGAAAACACAGCUGGACACAGGUGGAAAAAAGCAAGAUAUGAGCUUCAUUGUGUUCCAGCAGGGGAGGUGGACAGAAUGUCCCCAGGGUCUGUUUUACUAAGAAAGAAGAAGACGUAGGAUUGACACUCCCCCACCCACACUGGUGAGGGAGGGGAAGGUGUGCUUCUAGAGCUUCUUGGGAGACUUGUUCUCUGCAGAUGGAGAAAAGUGUCUGGUGUGUUCAACCAGAUCUUACAGGACCAGGUUAGGUUGUCUCAAUGCACAUGGGCCGCUGGUUGGUUUUUCAAGCAAUUUUGGCAGAAGUGGGUCAACCAGCCUCCAACACUGCUCAGGGAACCCUGACCCCUUGUAGGAUCUGGGCUUUGAUUUCUCCCAACCUGCUCAGAGAGGAGGGGGAUUGAUUCAAAGCCCCAGGACCAAGGGGCACAUCACAGAAGCAGACGGACACCUAUGUUUGUUCUUAAUGCUUAACCUAAGACCUGUUCUCUGUAGCCACUGGCUUUACCAGGCUUUCUGAACGAUCAAGUGGUACACACACACACACACACACACACACACAGUACUGAAAAGCGACCCCUCUUUCUAGUGUGAUAACUCAAGCAUUCGACUUUUUAUUAUCUUUAUUAUAACAAACCUGAUGCUUUUUUUUUUAUUUAGAACUUGUUACUCUGACUUCUGUAUAUGUUGCACUGAAAAGGUUAAUAUUUAAUGUUUUAAUUUAUUUUGUGUGGUAAGUUAAUUUUGAUUUCUGUAAUGCGUUAAUGUGAUGAUUAGCAGUUCUUUUCCUUAAUACCUGAAUUAUACAUAUUUAAAGAGUAGUGAGCAAUGCAAAAUGAAUUUGUGUUUUUCAGCGAUGUGCAUUGUUUUUCAAUUGUACUGUACCCUGUUUG
Rhinolophus ferrumequinum (greater horseshoe bat) is the source of this 4547-nucleotide messenger RNA. RefSeq names its product transforming growth factor alpha (gene TGFA). The record is from RefSeq and is a predicted model, not a curated record. Gene Ontology annotation, biological process: epidermal growth factor receptor signaling pathway; positive regulation of cell population proliferation; positive regulation of mitotic nuclear division. The transcript has 6 exons. NCBI's taxonomy places the organism in Eukaryota, Metazoa, Chordata, Mammalia, Chiroptera, Rhinolophidae. The coding region runs from base 206 to 688 and encodes 160 amino acids.